Molecule: messenger RNA, 903 nt
Organism: Halteromyces radiatus
Lineage: Eukaryota; Fungi; Mucoromycota; Mucoromycetes; Mucorales; Cunninghamellaceae
Product: Alpha/Beta hydrolase protein
Exons: 2
Coding region: 1-903 (300 amino acids)
Molecular function (GO): triacylglycerol lipase activity
Source: RefSeq, a predicted model, not a curated record
AUGAAUAAUACUCAUCGUCAUGUUGAUAAUGGUUUACUAUCUCCUGUGACACCUCAAUUCCGAGCUCCCCGUGGUCCUAUUGUACUAUGUCAUGGAUUAUAUGGAUUUGAUCGUAUGGGACCAGAAUUACUACCUUCUUUACAAGUGCAUUAUUGGAAUGGAAUUGAAAAAGCACUUUGUGAUUUAGGUGCCAAGGUCAUUAUCACUCGAGUUCCUAAAGCAGAUACUAUUUCUAACCGUGCCUAUGCUUUACAUUCUAUCAUGUCCUCCUUUAUGUCAAAUCAACAAAUCAACUUUAUUGCUCAUUCAAUGGGUGGAUUGGAUUGUCGUUAUUUAUUAUCACACAUCAAACAUCGGUCAUAUCAAGUAUCUUCUUUAUCUACUGUAUGUACCCCUCAUCGUGGAUCACCUGUGAUGGAUUGGUUUAGAGAAAAAGUUGGUAUUGGACAAUAUCCACCUUCAUCUUCUUAUGUUUCAACAACGUCAUCUUGUAUGAUGAGUGAUUUUUCAUCCGGUGUUUUACGACGAAGUGAAGAAGACGAAUCCCCUAUUACAUCAACAAAUACGAUAAAUCAUGAAACAUCACAACAACAGCAACAACAACAAAUCUUUCGUCUUUUAGUCCAAUGGUUUGAUAACCCAGCUUAUAGCAACUUAACCACAGAUUAUUGUACUCAACAUUUCAAUCCAUCAACACCAGAUGAUCCUUCCGUCUCAUAUUAUUCUUAUACUGCUAAAUCAACACCAAGCCAAUGGUCUUCCCUUUUGGAUUUACCUGGUCAUUUUAUACAACAAGUGGAAGGCGAUAAUGAUGGUGUGGUUAGUGUUCAAAGUGGUCAAUGGGGUCAACAUGUCAAAACAAUCGAAGAUGCUGAUCAUUGGGAUUUCACAGGAAAAAGGUAA